CAUCCUCUUUACUUUCAAAAUCAUGACGGGGGUGGCGAUGGAGAACACCGUGAUCGGCGAACUGGAUUACGAUAGAGCUAAAGAAAUCAAGCAAUUCGACAGCUCCAAGCUCGGAGUCAAAGGCCUCGUUGACUCUGGCCUCACCUCCAUCCCCCGCUUCUUCAUCCACCAGCCCGAAUCUCUACCCGACCCCCGACACCAUACCAAACCCGAUAUCCCAAUCCCCACCAUCGACCUCGCGGAUCUUCACACCCAUCGCCGCUCCUCCAUCGUUGACCAAAUCAGCCGCGCCUGCCGCACGUUCGGGUUCUUCCAGAUCACUAAUCACGGCAUCCCAUCCGUAAUCCUGGACCGCACGAUCGCAGCCAUCAGGGCCUUCCACGAGCAGCCGACGGAGGUGAAAGCGCGCUUCUACCGUCGAGAGAUGGGCACGGGUGUAUCGUAUUUCUCCAACCUGGACCUCUACAGCUCAAAAGCCGCCAGCUGGAGGGACACGCUUCAAAUGAGGUUGGGCCCGAUUCCACCGGUUCCUGAAGAAGUUCCGGAGAUUUGCCGGGUGGAUGGUUGGGACCGUGAGAUCAAACGGCUGGGAGAGGUGCUUAUGGAGUUGGCGAGCGAAGGGCUGGGAUUGAAUUCUAAGAGGUUGCAGGAGAUGACGUGUCUGGAAGGGAGGGCGAUGGUGGGGAAUUACUACCCGUACUGCCCGCAACCUGAUCUAACGGUUGGGCUUACAUCUCAUUCUGACCCAGGAGUGCUGACCGUGCUGCUUCAGGAUCACAUGGGUGGGCUGCAGGUGAAGUGCGGUGAGGGUUGGGUGGAUGUGAAACCUGUCCCCGGUGCUCUCGUUAUCAACGUUGGGGAUUUUCUUCAGAUUAUUUCCAAUGGUGAAUACCAAAGUGUAGCUCAUCGUGUGUUGGCGAACUCAUCCCGUGAACCACGUGUGGCCAUCGCUGUGUUUUUCAAUUCGAGCAGAAGGGAGGACUCGUAUGGGCCAUUGCCGGAGCUAGUCUCCCCGUUGAAGCCGGCACUUUACCGGCAGUUUACGCUCUCGGAGUUCAUGCAAAGGUUCUUCCAGAAAGGAUUGGAUGGCAAAGCUUUGCUAAAUCACUUUGAGCUGUAAAAUACUACUAUUUGACCAAAACUGUACGAACUAUUUGAGAUGUGUGUAACUUAUCUUUACUAUAAUAAAAAUUAGCAGCAUUCAUGGGUAGCCCUCUAA
Molecule: messenger RNA, 1219 nt
Organism: Malus domestica (apple)
Lineage: Eukaryota; Viridiplantae; Streptophyta; Magnoliopsida; Rosales; Rosaceae
Source: RefSeq, a predicted model, not a curated record